This is a messenger RNA of Phalacrocorax carbo (great cormorant), 1488 nucleotides long. The record is from RefSeq and is a predicted model, not a curated record. Lineage: Eukaryota; Metazoa; Chordata; Aves; Suliformes; Phalacrocoracidae.
AAGUCGUAAACUCUGAUACCCAUGGAUGCUGCAGAGUUCCGCAAGAGAGGGAAGGAGAUGGUGGACUAUAUUGCAGAUUACCUGGAGAAGAUAGAUAAAAGACAGGUCUUCCCAGAUGUGGAACCAGGAUACCUAAGGCCCCUCAUUCCGGACUGUGCACCCCAGGAUCCUGAGAGCUUUGAGGAUGUCUUCAAAGACAUUGAGAAGAUCAUUAUGCCAGGGGUGACUCACUGGCACAGUCCGUACUUCUUUGCCUACUUCCCUACAGCCUCUUCCUUUCCGGCCCUUCUUGCAGACAUGCUGUGUGGUGGAAUUGGAUGUGUGGGCUUCUCUUGGGCUGCAAGUCCAGCUUGCACGGAGCUGGAGACUGUCAUGCUGGAUUGGCUAGGGAAGAUGAUUCAUUUGCCUGAAGAUUUUUUAGCUGGGAAGGAUGGCCAGGGCGGAGGAGUCAUUCAGGGAAGUGCAAGCGAGGCCACCCUGAUUUCACUGCUUGCUGCAAGAACAAAAUCUAUCAGGCGGGUGCAGUCAGAAAAGCCUGAGCUAACAGAAGCAGACAUCAUGGGCAGGCUGGUGGCCUAUGCUUCCGAUCAGGCUCAUUCAUCAGUGGAAAGGGCUGCAUUAAUUGGUGGUGUGAAGAUCAAAAGUGUUCCUUCAGAUGAAACAUUUAGUGUUUGUGGUUCAGCCCUAAAGAAAGUUCUGGAUGAAGACAAAGCUUCCGGUCUUAUCCCAUUCUUUUUCUGUGCAACACUUGGAACCACACCUUGCUGCUCCUUUGACAAACUCUUAGAGCUGGGUCCUAUAUGUAAUAAGGAAAAUAUCUGGAUGCAUAUUGAUGCAGCCUAUGCUGGGAGUGCAUUCAUCUGCCCUGAAUUCAGGCACCUUUUAAACGGCGUAGAGUUUGCAGACUCAUUUAACUUUAAUCCUCACAAAUGGCUCCUAGUGAAUUUUGACUGCUCUGCUAUGUGGGUGAAAAAAAGAUCAGAUGUAAUAGAGGCCUUUAAAGUAGAACCCCUUUACUUGCAGCAUCACCAUCAGGAUUCUGGCCUCGUAACAGAUUACCGGCACUGGCAAAUCCCCCUGGAAAGGAGGUUCCGCUCCCUGAAGCUCUGGUUCGUGCUGAGGAUGUACGGGGUCACGGGACUGCAGGAGCACAUCCGCAAGCACGUCAGGCUGUCGCAUCAGUUUGAACACUUAGUCCUUCAGGAUGAAAGGUUUGAGAUCUGCGCUGAGGUUGUCUUGGGACUAGUCUGCUUUCGGCUGAAGGGCUCAAAUGAACUGAACAAGGCUCUUCUUAAAAGCAUAAAUGAGGCCAAGAAGAUCCAUCUGGUCCCGUGCCACCUGCGAGAGAAGUUUGUGCUACGUUUUGCUAUUUGUGCCCGCACAGUGGAAUCCACCCACAUCAGGUUUGCCUGGCAGCACAUCUCACAGCUGGCAACCGAUCUUCUGAAAACAUGGCAGCAAAACUACCACCAGCAGUAACAGCAGUGA